AGCCACCCUUCUAAACCAUAACGCAGCUAUAAAGGCAAGCGUAACAGAUAUAAAGCUCGUAAAGUAUACCCCGCAUUUGCCAUUGACUGGCCCCAUGGUGGCAGAAGGAGGGAAAUUGUGUUUGCCCAGUGCAGGCCCGGAUCCCGUCCGGUACCCCGCUUACGUCAUACGCCAAGUGUCCAGGGCGGUUAUUGAGCGGCCCACUGGCACUGUUGUGUGUUGCCUCCAUCAUCCAAGGCUACACCAACCACCUCAGAAUCUAUUGAACUUUGCUGUCGUCCGUUUUUGUGAACUUGUUUUCGCUAUUUUCGCUCUUUCUAACACGUUUCGUUCAUUUCGAUCUACCAACAUGCUCGCUCGUCUCAGUGCUUCAACCGUUAUAAAGAAGUCAACAGCAGGCCUGGUAUUCAAUGAAGCCAGACGGGCCAUAUCUGUUCAGGUGAGGCCAACAGUGCAGCAAGGAACGAAUAGCUUCGUCGUGCUAAAUUCGACCUCAACUUGGUCUUUCAUUGUGUUACAUGGUUCAGCAGCAUUCCAGAGUGGUCGCGCGGGGAAAGUAUAUCCAUGGCUUUGAGAUUCAUCGAGUGAAACCUAGCGCGGUGGAUGAGUACAAGAAAGCAGCUGAAGGCUACUAUGCGUCUAUUAAGGAUGAUCCUGAGCUUCACGUGAAGCUAACUGGCAGUUGGGAAACAGUCGUCGGAGAGCAAGAUACUUUCUUCCAUAUUCUCGAGUACGAGAAUUACUCUGGAUAUGACAAAACGACUGCCAAGAUUCGCACUUCCGAAUACUACAAUGCGUACAAGAAGAUGGCGCCUUAUCUAAACUCACGAUCGCUGCAACUCUCGCAGGAGUUCGCGUUCUUUCCUACGGCACCUCCUCAUACCGAAGGUGGUAUUUUCGAGCUGCGAUGCUAUCAGCUCAAGCCUGGAACAUUACUGGAAUGGGAGCAAACAUGGCGGAGGGGUAUUGAGGCGAGGCGGAAGUUUGUUGAACCUGUAGGUGCAUGGUUCUCACAAGUUGGUCGAUUGCACCAAGUAUACCACCUUUGGCAAUAUCCGGAUCUGAAAGCUCGGAAGGAAACUCGUGAGAAAGCAUGGCAGUUGGAUGGCUGGGCCGAGACUGUUGCAAAGACGGCCCACUUCUCGAAGUUCAUGGAUGCAUAUAUCUUGCAGCCCUUACCGUACAGUCCUUUGAAGUGAUUGCGGGUUUUGCUUGUCUACUCUUCUUCUACAUCUUGCGUAUUGUAUUAUAUAUUGGUUCUGGAUGUAUCUCGAUCUUGUCCCAUCUCGUGCUAUCAUUGCAUCUGAUAAACAUGUCUCAGAAUGUUUUUCCUUCGUCAGUUCUGUGAGAAAGUAAGGGAUGUACGAAACUGCUGGUAAUCAAACGAAGUAACAGAG
Messenger RNA from Somion occarium, 1397 nucleotides. Lineage: Eukaryota; Fungi; Basidiomycota; Agaricomycetes; Polyporales; Cerrenaceae. The record is from the annotation of a GenBank genome assembly.